Haliotis rufescens (red abalone) is the source of this 1395-nucleotide messenger RNA. RefSeq names its product ankyrin repeat domain-containing protein 50-like. The transcript is spliced from 2 exons. Bases 363 to 1253 code for a protein of 296 amino acids. NCBI's taxonomy places the organism in Eukaryota, Metazoa, Mollusca, Gastropoda, Lepetellida, Haliotidae. Gene Ontology annotation, molecular function: protein binding. The record is from RefSeq and is a predicted model, not a curated record.
CAUCCCGAAACACAUUCACGUGAUAACCUCUAUCUAUUAUUAUCCUGAUAACUUGAAACAAGUUAAUUGCUUUGCCAGUACCAACAUAAGUCUCAAUUCAACAAGCGUGUACAAACGCGCGGCUCAGAUGAACAGCAAUCUCAACGUUUGUGUUGUAUAUUUAUGAUAGUCGUUUGAGUGAUUUGUUAGUCGCUAGACUACCUUAUAUGUUUAGUAAUGUUUUACCUCUACUUAGAUUAACGUAUUUAAAAUUGUAUUAGAUCUAGCUCUAAUCAGUAAAAAAUUCAAAUACAUACAAUUUGUCAAAUGGCCAUAUCGUGUAUGUAUAAUGCUUGUGUGGUUUGUAUUGUUUUCUGAACAACAUGUUCUGUGUUUCAGCCUCGAGUGAUCCGAGUCGGACCGAGGGCACAACAGUGACGACCACAAGGACCACUGGGGACAACUCAGCAGCGACUCCAUCACCAGCAGACUGCAGGGACCUCUCUGUCGCCAGCAGGAGGGGGAACCUGGAGGAGGUGAAGCGGCUCCUGUCGCGGGGCAUCGACGUCAACUGUAGGCGGGGAAAGUGGAGCUGGACACCGGUGAUGCCGGCAGCACGGUGGGGACACAGCAACGUGGUGAAGCUCCUGGUGAGUAAAGGGGCCGAUGUGUCACUGGUGGACAAGGACGGUGACAACAUCCUUCGCCUCGCCUGUAUGGGAGGGCACUUGGAGACGGUGGAGUUUGUGCUGUCUCUGAACGUGGUGGACAUCAACAGUAGAGGAGGGGGGAGCAGGACACCGGUGAUGACGGCAGCAGAGUGGCGACACAGAGACGUGGUGGAGCUCCUGGUGAGUAAAGGGGCCGAUGUGUCACUGGUGGACGUGAACGGUGACAACAUCCUUCACUGGGCCUGUUGGGCAGGACACUUGGCGACAGUGAAGUUUGUGCUAUCACUGAACGUGGUGGACAUCAACAGUAGAGGAGGGGGGAGCAGGACACCGGUGAUGAGGGCAGCACUGAGGCGACACAGAGACGUGGUGGAGCUCCUGGUGAGUAAAGGGGCCGAUGUGUCACUGGUGGACGAGGACGGUGACAACACCCUUCACCUGGCCUGUUAUAGAGGACAUUUGGAGACGGUGAAGUUUGUGCUGUCACUGAACGUGGUGGACAUCGACGCCAGGAACAACUCGGGGCGGACAGCGGCCGACGUGGCGAGACGCAGGGGACAUACGCCAGUGUUGGAUCUGCUCGUGUCCCACGGCGCUCAGUGACGUCUGUGUCGUGUUUGUGUAGACGGUGGAGAAGGACGCUGACAGUGACGUGGUGUGCCGUUCACGUCGUCGUGUGUAAAUAUGUCUUCAUUUACGUAAAACUGUUUGUUGUUUUUGGAGAUGAAUAAAACUUGUAAAAACU